GAGGAAAUGACUCUACUUCUGUGUAGUGACCAGCAGGGGGCGACUCCUCUGCUCCCAUAGACGUCUAUGAGGAAAUGACUCUACUUCUCUCUUGAUUUAUUCCCUCAGUAAACAUUGUAAACAUGAGUUUAUGGUCUCAGUCUCUAGUUUCAAGUCUUCUUCAAUGCAGCAUGAUGUUCAUUUUGUGAAUGAUGGUCCAUUUAGACUCAAACACACUGAUUGACAGACUCAUUCACAGAGUGUUUUCACUUCAUGAAAUCAAAGAGGACGAGAGGCCAAACUGAUUCUUAUGUUCAGUUCUUCUCUCUCAGGGUUCAGCUGGUUUGGGUCUAGGAGAGCAGGAUGGUUUUGGGCAGCUAGAAGUGAGACCUUUAUACAUGUUCUUCCCCCACACUCCACACACAUGCUUUGGGGUUAAUGGUGACUCUAACUGGCUCGUAGGUGCAUGGAUGGAAUGAGGUGUGUCUCCAGUGGACCCCGUCUCUGGCCCGAUGUUAGCUGGGAUGGACUGCAGCCCCCCCGAGACCCUCCAAGCACAAGAGGUGUAGAAGAUGGCUGGAUGUCCAUUCUUUGUCUCAGUCGGUGAUCUCGUCCCACUUCGUCCCACUUUGUCUCCACAUUCAUUCAUUCAUUCUCUGCUCAUCAUGUCCAGCUGGAGCCUCCUGUGUGUUUGUCUGAGUGGAGCCUCGCUGAGCCUCCUGCUGCCUGCUGGGGUCCAGGCUCAGUACUAUGACGUCACUCCUCCCGACUACGGCGACUACAACGUCACCUUCGAGUACAGCUUCUACAGUAACACCAGCAGCGAGGACUUGGAUCAGUUUAGCGAGCGAUUCAUAGACGGAGAGGAGGACAAAGGAGGGCGGCGGGAGGAGCAGGACGUGACUGUUACCAUAACAACCACCCGAGGAACCACGGAGCGGGGCGGAGUCAAUGUUCUAAACGCCGCAUCACUUCCUGUUCCUCUGGAAAUCAGGACGCUUCUCUGGACUCUAGUGACCCUGAUCAGCCUACAACACACACUAUGAGAAGGACACGCACACAGGUCGGUUCUGAAAGGAAAGAAGAUGAACAACAGGUCUACAACUUCAGGGGGGGGGCAAAGCCAAGUGGUCCGCCUGUCUUUUUAAUUCUUUUUUAAUUGCACACUUUUUCACCGGGGGGAGGGAGUCAUUUCAGGGGGUGGGGGCGCCCCCCUGUUUCAAUGGUAGGUGAAACACUGAAUAAUUAGCUCAAUAAUAGCAACAAAGGCGUCUAUGCUAUUGAGUGAUAAAAAGUUUAAAACAUGUCUUCUGAUGGACUAAAAACAAACAAGUCAACGAGGAAUAGCUUUAACAAUAAUACACAUAUUCAUUCACACCUGUUUUGGUUUAAAAAACAUUGAGCAGCUUCAUAAUGUAAAAAGCAAUUUUUGUACAGUUGUUGGUGUUUUGCAAUAAAAUGUCUGAAAAGUUA
Molecule: messenger RNA, 1452 nt
Organism: Pungitius pungitius (ninespine stickleback)
Lineage: Eukaryota; Metazoa; Chordata; Actinopteri; Perciformes; Gasterosteidae
Exons: 6
Coding region: 552-1025 (157 amino acids)
Source: RefSeq, a predicted model, not a curated record